Messenger RNA from Poeciliopsis prolifica (blackstripe livebearer), 423 nucleotides. Its product is annotated as aurora kinase A-B-like. Gene Ontology annotation, biological process: mitotic spindle organization; protein phosphorylation; regulation of cytokinesis. Gene Ontology annotation, molecular function: ATP binding; protein kinase activity. NCBI's taxonomy places the organism in Eukaryota, Metazoa, Chordata, Actinopteri, Cyprinodontiformes, Poeciliidae. The record is from RefSeq and is a predicted model, not a curated record. Gene Ontology annotation, cellular component: chromosome passenger complex; spindle microtubule; spindle pole centrosome.
AUGGAGCUGGCAGAUGCGCUCCACUACAGAGACAUCAAACCAGAGAACCUGUUGCUGGGAGGAAACGGGGAGCUGAAGAUCGCUGACUUUGGUUCUUCUGUUCACAUUCCAUCUUUAAGGAGGUCCACCCUGUGUGGAUCGCUGGACGACCAAACUCAGGAUGAGAAGGACCUGUGGAGUCUGGGGGUCCUUUGCUAUGAGUGUCUUGUUGGAAAACGUCCAUUUGAAACAAAAAGUCACGGAACCUACCGUAGGAUUUCUAAGGUGGAGUACAGUUCCCCUCCACAUGCUUCCAUUAGUGCCGGAGCUAAAGACUUGCUGGCCAAGCUGCUGCAGCCCAACCCCAUGCACAGGUUGCCCAUUGAAGGCGUCGUCUCCCAUCCCUGGGUCCUCAAACGCUCCACCAAGGCCCACGACUUGUGA